Molecule: messenger RNA, 3237 nt
Organism: Symbiodinium natans
Lineage: Eukaryota; Dinophyceae; Suessiales; Symbiodiniaceae
Source: the annotation of a GenBank genome assembly
AUGGAGGAGUCAGGGGAGUGCCUUGACAUGAUUACCUUGCAAGAGGUGGGUGGUGUCUCCGCGCUUCCAGUUGUACAGAACUAUGGUGAUGGCAUUGCACAGAUCACGAUGCAUGAGUGCAACGAUAUCCAUGACUAUCACGUCUUUUCGUGCAGUGAGCUUUCUUCACACCUGAGUCAAGUGAUCCUUGUUAGCAAAGACUGUGUUGAUCACAUCAGUGGCUGCUGGAAGGGAGAUAGACUUUUGGGUGUGGAUAUCGUUUGCGCGGGCUCGAUGAGACGUUUGAGCUUGGUUGGUUGCCACCUACCCCAUCGCGAUAAUUCAGACGAAGUUUUUCAGGCCUCCCUUAGGGAGAUACAAGAACUACAGAGACGCAUGGACAGUCAAAAUAUCCCUUGUGUAAUCAUGGGUGACUUCAAUGCUGAGACCUCAAGUAUUCGUGGCAUCCAACUGUCCUCGACUGUGUCCGGUCGCAUCCUUCAGAGUUUUCAGCCGACGCGUUUUGGGAGGUGCUCAGAGGCAGAAUUGGACUUCUUCAUGGUGAACAGAUCCAUGAAUGACAUCCUCGUACCCCAAGCGGCCUCAGUUCAGGUUGCUACUAUCAAACAUUCGCACCUAGCUCUUGGUAGUGAUCAUGACUGUGUUUGCUUGGAGCUUGCUCUCAAAGAUCCAACUCACCCCAUCAGGAGGGCGAAGCGGAAGCGAUAUCGGCGUUUUAAGUGCCGCAGACACAGUGUAGCGCACGAGCCUUUGCAUGCUGAGCUUCAGGGAGCAUCGGCCACCUUUGCUCAGCAGACCUUGGUGCAGCAAUGGGAGACUCUGUCGAGACUCUCAAACCAACACUCCUUUGCAAGCCCCAGCCUCAAGUACAGGGAUCCUCCUGGUAUUAAACAGUUACGUCAAGAAAGACGAUUGGCCAGUGAUCCUUUGGAGAGGGCUCGGGUUACCAGGGUCAUCAUUGCUGCUAGGCAUGAAGCCAGGCGUAGGUGGAUGCAAGACCUCUACGACAAGAGUGAGCAAGGAGAUCCUUCGGCUAUAAGGUACCUCAAGCAUCGUGGUUCUCAGAUGCCCCCUAACACUGAGGACUUUGUUGCGAAGAGCGGUGGCGAACAGGCGUCCAUCGACAAUGUAAAACAGCACUACUCAAGACUGUUUGGGAAUGAGCCCACUCCGCUUGAAAGGGAGUCGUUGAAGGGAUCCUUGCAAACUCUUCUCGAACGUGAAGCUCAGUGCCCGCCAGAACCUUUCACCGCAGCUGAAGUGCAGCCAGCUCUGGACCGCCUGAAGCGAGGCAAGGUUUCAGGUAUGUCUGGUAUCAGCAAUGAGUUUUUGCUUGCAGUUUGGCGCAACGAGGAUGGUCAAGCCAUGCUUUUAUGUCACCUCAAUAACCUGUUGACGUCCCAAGAUCUUCCGCCCGAUCUACUUCAGGCAUAUGUCUGCCUCAUCCCUAAGACUCACUACAUACUUGAAUGCAAGGAUCUUCGGCCGAUCAAUUUGCUCGAAGUACUUCAUAAGGUCUUCGCAUGGCUUUUGAUCUCCCGCCUGCAACAGCACUGGCCGAAACCUGGGUUGCAGCUCGGGGGCCUUGCCGGCUCGCAGGUUGCGGACGCUUUGCUAUGUGCACACUCAAGGGUCGCGAAAGAGAGUCGGGAGCACACAUACGGGGUUUGGAUCAGCUGCGACGUGCAAGCGGCGUUCGACUCUGUAUCCCAGUCUAAGGUCGCGGCCUUUGUAGCUGCCUUCAGUCCUGAUACCCUGGGUGCCGAAGCGCAUCGACUUUUGCAGUUAGUCAUGGGGCCCAACCUGCACUUUGUUUGGAGGGGAGAGAGUUGGUCGCAAGGCCAGUCGACAGGAGUGCAACAGGGUGGUUCACAUUCAGCGUUGCUGUUUAGUUACGUCUUGGGCCUUGCGGUCAGUCAGCUGGAUGAGACGUGGGCGCAUCGGAAGGAACCCUGCUGGCAUGAUUCGUACGGCUGGGCUUAUGUAGACGAUAUGAUGUUUAACUUCGUCAGUUGGGAGCAGUGCGACCGAUGCUUUGCCGACUUGUGCUCUGUGCUACAUGAUCUUGGGCUUCGAUUAAAUCUGCGAAAAACUGUCGUUAUGUCGCAUCCCAAUGUUCUUCGUUUGGGCAAGUCGUACAAUUUUCGGGAGGGUUCGGUGGUGCCACAACUAGCCUGGGAACGCAGUGUCAAGUACCUAAAGAAGCCCCUGAUGCACUUUGAUGCGGAUGUUCACAAAGAUUCGACGGAGGCCAUGCUUCAGCCGAUACAUGGUGCAGCGCAUAUGGCGUAUGAGAAACUGCAAAGGGCGAUUCGCAAGGGCUGUUGGACUAAUCCUAAAGGAGUACUGCGUCUUCUCAACUGCUAUGUGGGUGGUGUUUGGUUUUGGCUAAGUCCGUUGCUUGAACCCCUCCAGCAAUACCUCAAUGCCAUUAGGACUUUACAAAUCACGAUCUUCGUACUCAUGCUUGGGCUCUACAUACCCAGCUCGUGCAACCACAACGCCGCUAUGCACUUGCACCGGCUCCGACGUCGAGUCGCCCUGCUGGUUCUGGCACAGUGUCCCCAGCAUGACUGGUGUUGCAUCUGGCUGAAGCGCAGGUGGUUGUAUCUUGGCCACACUCUAAGGCAACCACAGUCGCACAUUACCCGUAAGGCAAUCGUGGCUCUGAACUCGGUCAAGGCUGCAGUCCCGAGCCCGUGGUCACAUAUUCUCUCCUGGGGUAGACAGCAACUUCAACACAGUACGGGGGGACCAUCAAACUUUGAUGAACUACAACAUCGAGCUAGCAACAAAGAGGCCUGGUUCAAUAUGAAUACUGGUGACAUGCUAGGAUGCCAGCCGCAACACCCGAUCGUGCACAGUUGUGAUUUGCAUCACUGGAGAGAUGCUCUGCGAGUACAGACCGAGUGGCGCUUAGGAGCGUCCCUGCACGUUCUGACUGAUGCUGAGACGGGAUCUUUUCAGGUGACGGUUGGAUGGUUGAAUGAAGUUGAGGGGAUGCAGAGUUUUACUCGUGUUGGUGAGGUCCAGCAUGUCCUUCACUUGUGGUUACAGUAUCUACAGUUCGAGUUUGCGGGCAUCAAUGUCGAGUUCUUUCUUGAGCAGUGGAUAUUCGAGGCUUUCACUUCUGAGCUUAUGCAGCUUCAUCACUUAGUCUUCAGAGAAUAUAGUAAGAUUUUCACCUUUCAACUAGUAUCCAGAGAGAUCUCAGCGUCAAUGCUCGCUCUGCAGUAG